AUGAGAAUAUUUUGUUUGCCAUCUUCUGGGGUUAUUCCUCUUCACAAUCACCCUGGAAUAACGGUUUUUAGUAAGCUUCUUUUUGGAACUAUGCACAUCAAAUCAUAUGAUUGGGUCGUUGACUUGCCUCCUGAAUCUCCUAUCAUUUUCAAACCCACAGAAUAUCAGGCUCUGGAGAUGCGGCUAGCAAAAGUUAAGGUUGAUGCUGAUUUCACGGGUCCUUGCAACCCCUCUAUCCUUUACCCUGAGGAUGGGGGAAACAUGCACUGUUUCACAGCAGUGACAGCGUGCAUGCUUCUCGAUGUUCUUGGUCCUCCAUAUUCGGAUUAUGAAGGCAGACACUGCACAUACUACAACAAUUACCCCUUUUCCAACAUUUCAGAAGGAAUAUCUAUACCAGAAGAGGAAAGGAAUGGUUAUGAAUGGCUACAAGAGAAGGAGCAACUUGAAGAUUUAGAAGUUGAUGGAAAAAUGUACAGCGGCCCAAAGAUUCAUGAGAGCUAAUCAUUUUCUGUCACCCCAAUAUCUUCCAGUUCUUGUGACCACAUGUUGCUUUCAAAUAUUCCUACAGAUCCAUUUUCUUUUGUUUUUUGCAGUCAAUGUUGCGGAUUCGAUGCCGCCUUUUUCGGUUCAGUAGAGAACAAUACAUCUGUGUUCUUGUACUUUUUUCUUCUUCUUUUGUUUAUGGAACAUUAGGCACUUGACACUUGGUGCUGUUUUCAGUCUAUAGUUCUUGUGUACAUACCAAUAAACAGAAAAGGGAAAAGGAGAUAAUGCUGCACAGGAAAAUGAAGGGGCAAUGAAAUGAACUAUUCGUCUGAAA
Messenger RNA from Lotus japonicus, 823 nucleotides. Its product is annotated as plant cysteine oxidase 2-like. Gene Ontology annotation, molecular function: oxidoreductase activity, acting on single donors with incorporation of molecular oxygen, incorporation of two atoms of oxygen. Lineage: Eukaryota; Viridiplantae; Streptophyta; Magnoliopsida; Fabales; Fabaceae. The record is from RefSeq and is a predicted model, not a curated record.